Molecule: messenger RNA, 1636 nt
Organism: Gryllus bimaculatus (two-spotted cricket)
Lineage: Eukaryota; Metazoa; Arthropoda; Insecta; Orthoptera; Gryllidae
Source: the annotation of a GenBank genome assembly
CUUAUACGGUACUCUUUUUACUUUUUGCUGCACAAUGUAUCUUAAUUUUGUACACGUGCGGUUUGUGAGCAAGAGUAGCAAGGAGUCUGAGGGUGGAUUUUCGCUAGUAAAAUUCCUUAGAAGUGUGAUUUGUGACGUACUGGUGGAUUGUUGACCAUUUUAUUUAAUUUGUGGUGAAAUCAUCUCUUCAAAUAUUGAUUAGUUUGUAAAUAUGUUCCUUUUGAAACGUAACUCGUAAUUGACGUUGAAAUUUCUUAGAACUUCUGUUGUGUUCGUGUUAAUAAUCUAAAAAAUGGGCAAAAUUAGAAGGCAAAGAAAAAAAUAUCAUCUCUCGAAGAAUCCGGACGGCCCUCCACCUCGAUUGCACCUUGAAAAGAAUAAGUCAAGCGAAAAUGAAUAUAUCACACCAAGCUUUGCUCCUUUACCAGAGUCAUUUGAUAAUAUUUUCAAAGGUAUUGAUAUUUCUAAAAUUCCUACCGCUAGACUCGAUCCAAGAGACGGUGUAAGAUCUUCGAGUGAAACAAAUAACCUUGCAGCAAGCCUUGCCCUCCUGCCUCAGUCGUAUGUUUUUGAUGACAUUUAUUCCAAAUUUCCCACUAAUAAAUUCGAUUCAAGAAACGAUGACGCAAGGACCACUAUUUCUGUGAGUAAAAGUGUGUUUAAAAACAGAGGAGCGAGUAAAGAGGAACGAAGAAAAUUACGUCACCAAACGUUUAUCGAAAGAAUAAACGCCAUACAAGCCAUGAAAAUGAAGAAGCAGAACAAAAAAACAAAUAAAAAGAUUCUGGUGAAAGAAGAACCCAGUACAUCAGGAACUAAUACAACAAUUGCUGUGCCUCAAGAAAAUAAAACAAUGGUUAUGAAUCAAGGACGAAUAGUGAAAUCACGAGUUCGACAUGCGAGAAUGUUGAAGGAUAUUGCUGUGCUUACAAAGUUAUGGGAAAAUCCGGAAUAUAAAGCAGAUCCCUCAGGAUUUGUAUCUGAUACGGUUCAUGAACGUCUGGCAAAAGAAAUUGAGUAAAUUGUGCUUGAUUAUACUAAUUUAUUGAGUUGAUGCAUUGUUUGUUGCAAGAUAUAUUUAUUCAUGUGAUUCAUUCAUGAAUUUUAAUGAAAAGUAAGAAUAAUAUGUUGUUGUUGUCGUCAGGUAAUGAUUUCAAAGCUGGAAAGCCAAGUUACUGUUGCUCAUGUUGAUUUUCAGUAUUUUAUUUAAAUUAUCUUGGUUAUUACUGUGACAUUAAUGUUGCAGUUGUUAAUAUUUGACAAUAAAGAAAUUCAGGUUUCUGUUCAUAAUAAAGUAAUAGUUUUAGGUCUCACUCAGUGAGAAAAGUUGUACAGUGGACUCUCUUUAAUUCGAACUCCAAGGAGAAUUUGAAAUUUUCAAAUUCAAAUGAAUUGUAUAUAAAAUAUCAAUUUAAAAAGAUUUGUCUAAAAAUUAGUAGGUGGAGUUUUCUUUCUUAAUCUCAACUCUCAAGACAAAAAUAAAUUUGUCACAGCAGAGAAAUUGAUAAUAAAAAUCAUAAAUGUUGGGAACUUGUGUGUUUUGUCAUCUUUAUUUCCGAAUACCUCUUUCUUUUGCCCAAUACUUUAUGUAAGAAAAAAGGUGUGAAUUCUUUUUUGUUAUAUUUCAACAAUGAGG